AUGUCUUCGGGUUCAAACGUCGCAUCACGUACGGUUCGGUUUGUGCACCAAGCGGACAAAGGCUACGUGAUGCCAAGCCCUCCAAGAUUAAAAUUUGCCCCCGACAUCACACUGAAACCGGACUCAAUGAAACCGCUCUGUGAAGCGGCUGUCCAAUCCGAAAUGGAGUAUCGGCAAGGGAGCGCUGCAUAUCAGAUGCCUGAAUUUCAAACCCUGGACGGAUCAGCCACCACCAGUCGAUCACCGGUCACAUGUCGAGGAACUGACAAUUUUGGCAACACGCUUAUCCACCUCCCUAAACGAGACCCGUUGACCUUUGAGGGAGAUCCUGCCCGCUACUGGCUCUUGAUGCGCUGUUUCGAGGCGAACGUCCUAAAGUCUACAACUGAUCCAACAAUCAUGCUCUCCUACCUGGUUCAGUAUUGUUCCGAGGAGGCCAAAAGAGCCAUCGAAAUCUGUCUAAUACUGAUCCUGAGGAGGGAUUUACCGAAGCCCUAA
Echinostoma caproni is the source of this 498-nucleotide messenger RNA. The record is from the annotation of a GenBank genome assembly. NCBI's taxonomy places the organism in Eukaryota, Metazoa, Platyhelminthes, Trematoda, Plagiorchiida, Echinostomatidae.